GCGGAAGCUCACAGGUCGACGCGGCCAGUGCAGGUCCAUGACAAUUAGACCGCUCAUCACUGCUACAUCAGCUCUUGUCGUGGCAUCUUCAGCCUCUUUAAGACCAGUGUGCUUGGUCUUCUAACCUCACAAUCUCUCGCAUUGACCGCAUUGUCAUACAGUGGCCGACAACCUACGUUACCCGACCGGGUCUCUGGGUUGAUUAACGGAGCACGGUCCACACGAGGACCAUCGAGGACCAUCUCUCACGAACUUGCUGGAUCAUCUUAAUGGUACUCUGCAAAGUGGAUUGCAGGGCGAUUCCACAGUGAAAGCUGCUUGACAAGCUUUCUCUUUAUAUAUAUUCUCUAUUAACAAUGCUGAACCUCAACAUCUUUCGGCUACUGGCCGAUCUCUCCCAUAUCUCCUCCAAAUGUGUCUUGAUAUGGGCUAUCCAUCGAAAUAAGAGUGCAGAAGGAGUGUCCCUUCUGACGCAGAUGCUCUAUGCUUUGGUGUUCGUGACUCGUUAUCUCGACCUUUUUUCGAAGGCAGGAUGGAAGCACUUCUAUCUCGUAUUCUUCAAGCUAUUCUAUAUAAUCUCCUCGUUCUACGUUAUAUACCUGAUGAUGAGAGUAUUUCCCCGGACACGGGAAAGGGAGCGAGCCUGGAAGAUGGCUAUAAUAUCGGUCGCCCUAUCUCUCGUUCUGGCCCCCAUAUCCAUUGUCAUCUUUUAUCGUGGUUAUCCCGAUAGAUGGUUCACGGAGACUUGCUGGACCUUCUCGAUCAUCUUAGAGUCCGUCUGUGUUCUCCCUCAAUUGCUGCUCCUGCGCCAAACGACCGUUCCAACAGUCAUCGAUUCAUACUACCUGCUUAUGCUGGGCUCCUACCGCGCUUUCUAUAUUCUCAAUUGGCUUGUGCGGGGACUGGGCUCCGAGGGUCACUGGGACGUGAUUGCAGACCUCUACGGUGUCAUCCAGACGGCUUUCUACGUCGAUUUUGCCUGGGUUUACUAUUCCCGCCAACGUGUCAAGCUCCGAAAUGGCGGAGUUGUUGACUCGGAAGAUUUCCGCCACAGCUGGCUAGUGAGCAAGAUCCUGAACUUCCGGCAGCGGAGGAGUGCAGAUGAGGAGCAAAAUCUAAAUGAGGAGGACGUGGAGGAUGAGGAGGUCGCCGGUGGCGGUAGACCAAGGAACAACCGCUGGGGAGCAAGAGGGAUCUCCGUCUCGGCCGACGAUACACUGGGAAACCAUCGUGGGACAGGCCAAGACGAGAGUCUAGAAGGAUUCUUAGAAGAUGAAGAAGACGACGAUGACAAUAACGGGUACCCUGUUAACGGGGGCGUUCAUCCGAAGCAGUCAACCGGGGUAACGGGCAGCCACGAAUGAACUGUCUGCCCUUAAUCCCCAUAUAUAGAAACCCUGCUGCAGAUCAGCCGGUUUUGGUUACACGACUCAUUGUCCUCGGGGCAUUAUAUACUUCCCUAGGGCUUGUUCUCCCCCUUUCUCUUCCUUCAUGGCCUCUUUCUUUAUUACUCGGGUUCUUGUUUGCAUGGAAUUUCUCUCACGUCAUCAAAGUUUUCACAAUCUCAAAUUAUUUCUUUUUUGGAAAUGUAGUAAUGCAAAAUGGGUCCAAACUGGAUUAGGACACGGACAUUUUGAAUACCACUUCACC
Molecule: messenger RNA, 1650 nt
Organism: Aspergillus vadensis CBS 113365
Lineage: Eukaryota; Fungi; Ascomycota; Eurotiomycetes; Eurotiales; Aspergillaceae
Product: ER lumen protein-retaining receptor
Exons: 3
Coding region: 357-1364 (335 amino acids)
Biological process (GO): protein retention in ER lumen; endoplasmic reticulum to Golgi vesicle-mediated transport
Cellular component (GO): endoplasmic reticulum; membrane; cis-Golgi network
Molecular function (GO): ER lumen protein retrieval receptor activity
Source: RefSeq, a predicted model, not a curated record